Molecule: messenger RNA, 353 nt
Organism: Racocetra persica
Lineage: Eukaryota; Fungi; Glomeromycota; Glomeromycetes; Diversisporales; Gigasporaceae
Source: the annotation of a GenBank genome assembly
UUCUUGUUCGAUCUCAGGACGAUAAUGAAGAUUUUGCGCAAGAAUUGAAAAAAUUAACUGUAAGCGAUAGCGAAAUCUGUUUACCAACUACUAAUAAUCUGCCAAAAGACAUAGUCGAUAAGGCUGAAACUUCUGAUGAAAAAGAAAAUUGGUUAAAUGUAAUUAAGAACUGGGUUGGAAUAUUAGACAGUGAAAAUCGGUUAGAGAAUGGUGAAAUUGUAAAUGAUAAACUACCUGAAUUUGAAUUUGGUGAGCACACUACUUACCUAGCAGAUGAUUCAUUAGCAAAAUGGAAUUUGCUAGAAUUAUUCAAUAAUUCAUUAGAUUUGUCUAUUUCUUUUGUCCUUCAAUAA